This is a messenger RNA of Saccostrea echinata, 1764 nucleotides long. RefSeq names its product homeobox protein TGIF2-like. Gene Ontology annotation, biological process: regulation of transcription by RNA polymerase II. The transcript is spliced from 2 exons. Bases 111 to 803 code for a protein of 230 amino acids. Lineage: Eukaryota; Metazoa; Mollusca; Bivalvia; Ostreida; Ostreidae. Gene Ontology annotation, molecular function: DNA-binding transcription factor activity, RNA polymerase II-specific; RNA polymerase II cis-regulatory region sequence-specific DNA binding. The record is from RefSeq and is a predicted model, not a curated record.
CACGUGGUUUGCGCGGUUUGUCAGAUCCCGCGUGGUGGAGAGGAAAUUGACAGUUUUGAAAAGAGUGAGAAGUACAUUUCCAAUUUUUUCAAAGAAUAAGGACUAUCACUAUGUCAGAAUCACUUAAAAUGAGACGAGUAAGAGACUUCAAAUUUGCCAGGCCAUGGGAAAACGAUUAUGACUCUGACUCCAGGAAAGAUGAUGAUGGCUUGAGUGAUGCAAGACGUAGACGUGGAAAUCUACCUAAAGAAGCUGUCCGCAUCCUGAAGACCUGGCUUUAUGAGCACCGCUAUAAUGCGUACCCAUCAGACCAGGAAAAGGUGUAUCUCUCCUCGGCCACUAAUCUGACUGUACUGCAAGUGUGUAACUGGUUCAUUAAUGCUCGUCGUAGAAUUUUACCAGAAAUGAUCAAGAAAGAUGGUCAGGAUCCCCUCCAGUACACCAUCACCCGCAAGCAUAAGCAGUCACUGUUAGACCGUGUCACCUUCACGUCAGGUGGUUACAGUACAGAGAGUCCCUUGGAGUCGAAGAUGGGAGAGCCAGAUGGCUACAUGUCUGACUGUGAGGCCUCCUCCAGUGACUUUUCCUCAGAGCCAGAAUCUGCUUCCCCAGAUGUUAGCCAGUCCAGAACCAGAGGAGAAAGUUUUUCCCAGGAGAACCUUUCACCACCCUCCUCUCCGUCCAGCACUCCCCAGAAUGCGGACCUCUUUAAAUCCUUUUUCAUGCUGGUUGAUGUGGCACUGAACCAGAUUCCUAAAGAGUCCGGCAGCGAGACUACUGAUUCCUCCAACUCCUCAGUGUAGCAAGUCGGACCUAUACAUGUUCUUUGUAUUUUUUGAUUGAUUUGCAUCAUUACAUGCUCAUUCCAUGUUCAAAUGUAAAUAUAUACCAACUAACAAUUUCAAGUCUACAUUUUCAUUAUUAAUACUUUGUCACAAUGUUAAGACUCAAACUGAAUACCAGCCUGUAUUAUGAAGUAAAGUAAAUAUUAAGGUUGUGCAAUAGACAGAUCGGAAAUUGUGCACAUCUGUAUGCCUGCAUGUAUUGGCCGAAAAAAAAAAUAAAGCCAUCUGUGUUCAUUGGUUCUCUAGUUUGUCCUUCAUUAUGUUUUUGUAGUGAAAAAUACUGCCUGUACAUGUAUUAUAAACCACUAUUCCUCCAGUUAUUUGUGGAGAUGUACCUUGUUAUGUGGUCUAGUGCCAUUUUGAUGCAAUAUAUGUUUGCUUCUUAUUUUUCAAUUGUCCACGCACAGUAAGUUCACUGGUCAGAAUAACCUUUCAGGUGGUUCUAUUUGCUUUUCAGUUCUUGAAAGUCUUGGGAAAAUUCAUUACCUGUCACCACAUGAGCAACAGUGUAUAGUGAUUUGUUUGUUAAGGGUAUGUAAGGUAUUGAAAGCAGAAGGUUCAUAAAGGGGGGAAAACUUUGACAUGCUGCUAUCCGUAAAUUUUGAAACCAUACUUGUAAAUUGAAAUUUCCCCACCACCACCACCACAUUUGGACAACUGUUGUGCGUGGACAAUACAAUAUGUGCUUAGUACAUUGUGAUUAGAAGUUAAUGUUAAUUGGGAUGGAUAUUUUGUGAUCAAGUAUGCUUUUUUGUUUUAUAGAUUUUUAACCUGAUUAAUUUUCUUUAUCUAACAAGAUAUUAAUCAUGUUUCAAUAUUAUGACAGUUUAACUGUUGCUUUAUCUCUCUUGCAUUUAUAUAUAUAUUCUAUAAAUCCUCGUCGAGUAUCCACUGCUGUACAUUUUACAAAAAUUUAAAC